Messenger RNA from Arabis nemorensis, 1209 nucleotides. The record is from the annotation of a GenBank genome assembly. NCBI's taxonomy places the organism in Eukaryota, Viridiplantae, Streptophyta, Magnoliopsida, Brassicales, Brassicaceae.
AUGACUUUAAGGAACUCACCAUCUAAACGAAAAAGGGUCUCUGGUGUUAGAGAUUUUCCAAGUGGAUGUGGUACUCAAUCGAAGAAUCCGAAAACCGGGAUAGUUAGUGAUGCUGUUACAGUCACAAGAAGUGAGUCAGGACAAAGUUUGAUUGGUUCUGAGAAUAGCUGUGUUGGUGGUGGUGUUGAUCAUGAUUACCAUCAGAGGAGGACUGCUUCUUCUGUUGAUAAGUUUAAGGAAGUCGAGUCGAUUGAUUCCAUUAUGAAAAAUGCUGGUUUCAGUGUAACUGUUAAUAAUGUUGGUAGUGGAAGAUUUGGUUCAGCUAAGAGGAAUUUCACUUCAACUUGUGGAAGUAAAGUUAAACCUCUAAGUCCAGAGGAAUCACGCAAACUGAUAUCGUCUCAGAAUAGAAGAAGACAGCUCUCAUUUUCAUCUAGUAUCAUUCAGAGGAAUUGGACGGAGUUGAGUAAUGCAGUUGCACCAAGGGCAAACACUCAUAAACUGACGCAACAAAGAGAUGGAAGAAGGUCAAUUCAUGCUCGACUCAUCCCGGUUACCCAACAAAACCGGAUUACCAAAGUUCUUACCCCACGUCAGAAAGUUCAAAAGGCGUUGCGUCUUUUCAAACUUGUGUUUAAUGAGCUGAAACGAGACAAGGCAGCGCGGCAUGGAGAAUCACAUACUGCAACGAGUAGGAUAGAUUACCAAACUCGGAAUGUUCUCGUGGAAGAGAGGAAGCAAGUGAAUGCUGAAAAGAGGAUAGGACCAGUCCCGGGAAUCGAAAUUGGGGAUGUAUUUCAGUACAAAUCGGAACUCAACUUAGUCGGUCUUCAUUUCGACAUGAGGGGUGGGAUUGAUUACAUCAGAGGAGACUUGGUAGCGACGAGUAUUGUUUCAUCGGAAGGUAAUGGUUAUAACGACAGAUUUGAUUCCGGCAUGUUGAUUUACACCGGGGAAGGAGGUAACGUGAGGAAAGACCAGAAGCUUGUUAGGGGAAACCUGGCAUUAGCUAAUAGCAUGAGGGAGAAAACUCCAGUGAGGGUGGUACUUGGCAAAACGAGAGUAGAUCAGAAAGGAAAGCAUUAUGUGUACGAUGGUUUAUAUUUGGUUGAGAAUUAUUGGCGAGAAAGAGGACCUUGUGGUAAUGUUGUGUUCAAGUUUAAGCUUGGUAGGGUUUCUGGUCAACCUUCUGUUGACUUGAAACGUUAG